AUGUAUCCACAAUAUGCAACAUCGUCAAGUCCAUCCCGAAAGGUUGUUGUUGUACGUAAUACAGCAAAUCCUCAAUAUCCCAUGGACAAUUCUGAAAUGUAUCAUAGUGGUAAUAGACCGGUUUAUGUUUCACGGUAUCCUACAGGCGCAAAUAGAUCGUCGAUGAUAUUAACUCCUAGUCGUUCACCAGUAACAUAUUAUGAUAAUUCACAAGUUUACCCAUCAAAUACAAUACGUACAUAUAAUCAACCAGCUCCAAUAACAGUCCCUAGCGAUGAUGAUGUAGGCUGUUUUUCAUGUUGCUCAGACUUAUGGGCUCCUGAUUCAGAAUAUCCAACAUCUUCGCAUGUAAUACGAAAUGGAUCAUCGGGACCUUAUUCUCAAUAUAUGAACUCAAGUGAAGUGAAUUAUGUAUCAACACGCGAUAAGACAAUGUCAGGUUGCUCACGACGAGUGGUUGAUUACUUAUCAAGAUAUAUGUGUUUAAUCAUAGCCGCGUGUAUCAUUAUUCUUUUAAUCGCUAUAGCCGAUAUUGUUGUUUGUGCUGUUUUUCUUUCUAUCAAUCCAUCAACAUAUGCUAAUCUUAAAAUAGCUGGCAUUGCAAUAGGUAGCAUUUUAAUCGGAAUCAUUGUAAUUUUCUUAACGUUUCUAUUAUGUUGUGUUGGUAACCGUGAUGGAUUUUUUUCAUACUUUGGUAAACGUCAACAUAUUGGUGGUCAAGUUUAUGCACUUAUGCCUCCACCGAAUAAUCAACAAUAUACACAUACAGUUGCAAGUAAUUAUCCAGUAGGAGCAAAUCCUUCUAAUAUAAUAUAUCCAAAUCAAACAUAUGGAGCAAACAAAGGUAAUGUUGUUAUUGAAUUACCUGAUAAUGUUGCAGGAAGAAAUAUGACACCCAAAACACGUGAACGUAAUAUAAAUAAAGUUGUUCAAAACUUAGGUCAAGUUGUUGAAGAUGCAAAAAGACGAAAUAAUGGAGCAAUGCCAAAUAAUCUCGUUGUCAAAGUUGCAUAA
This is a messenger RNA of Adineta steineri, 1014 nucleotides long. NCBI's taxonomy places the organism in Eukaryota, Metazoa, Rotifera, Eurotatoria, Adinetida, Adinetidae. The record is from the annotation of a GenBank genome assembly.